Agrilus planipennis (emerald ash borer) is the source of this 2089-nucleotide messenger RNA. Its product is annotated as protein ABHD4. The record is from RefSeq and is a predicted model, not a curated record. NCBI's taxonomy places the organism in Eukaryota, Metazoa, Arthropoda, Insecta, Coleoptera, Buprestidae. The transcript is spliced from 3 exons. Gene Ontology annotation, cellular component: lipid droplet. The coding region runs from base 318 to 1571 and encodes 417 amino acids.
CCAAAAAAUAUGUAAAAGAAGAUAAAUUGCAUGUGUUUCUCCCGCUUUAGAACCUUUUAAAGUGCUUCACGUAACAAAAUGUUUCGAAUGCAAACUCGAAAAUAAGUAAUGACAAAGCGAUAAAAGUUAAACAAAAUAUUGUGCAACAAGCUUUGUAAUUGUUUGUGAUUAUACGCACUAUUACGAUAAGGCUAAUCGCUUACGCUUUAUUCCAUUACUUGCAGAAAGUAGUGUGCACUUUUGUUCUGAAGUUAACCGAGGUUAAGUCACGCUAUUAAUUUUCCAACUUUUUGUGUGCUAUAAAUUUUGUUUAAUUAAUGUCCAACACACCUUUUGAAGAUAUCGAUAAUAAUGACAGUGCCAAACCCGGUUGGUUUAGUACUGACUGGUUGUGCUGGAAUAAAUUUUCCGACAUGAUGCUUCGUACAGUGGAAAAGAAAAUUUUGUCCUACCUUAAGACACCAUUUAGAACCUGGUACGUGGACAUAGGACCUGUCGUGGGGACGUCGGAUAAAAUAUGGACUAUAUCGUUGAAUACAAACUCCAACAAUACACCUCUAGUAAUGUUACAUGGGUUGGGGGCAGGUGUAGCUCUUUGGUGCCUUAAUUUUGAUAGUUUAGCUCAAAAAAGACCUGUUUAUGCCAUUGAUUUACUUGGUUUUGGAAGAAGUUCAAGGCCUAGCUUUAGUAAAGAUGCUUUAGAAGCUGAGAAGCAAAUGGUUCGAGCUGUAGAAGAAUGGAGACGCGAAAUGAAUUUAGAAAGUUUCAUUUUACUCGGUCAUAGUAUGGGUGGAUUCUUAGCCAGUUCAUAUGCACUUUCAUAUCCACAGAACGUUAAACAUUUAAUCUUGGCAGAUCCCUGGGGAUUUCCUGAAAAGCCACCAGAGUCGCAGAGGAAACCGAUUCCAGUUUGGGUAAAAGCUAUUGCUUACACUUUGAAACCUUUCAACCCCUUGGCAGCUGUUAGGGCUGCAGGACCUUGGGGACAAUGGCUGAUUGAUAAAAUGCGACCAGAUAUUACAAAGAAAUUUUCAGGAGUUAUCAAAGAAGAAGGAGUCAUCACCCAGUAUUUAUACCAGUGCAAUUCGCAAAAUCCAACAGGUGAAAGUGCGUUUCACACGAUGAUGGCAGGUUUUGGUUGGGCAAAGUACCCGAUGGUUAAACGUAUAGGUGAUUUGGACCUCCGAGUUCCGAUUACUAUUUUGUAUGGGUCGAGAUCGUGGAUCGAUAAUUCAGCCGGCCAGAUAAUUCAGGAAAAACGAACGGACUCCUACGUACGAGUGCGUGUCUUGCCAGGGGCCGGUCAUCACGUCUACGCUGACAAACCUGAAGCGUUUAAUUACAGCGUAAUUGAGGCGUGUGACCUCACGGACGCGAACGAACAAUUGACCAACGUUCACGUGACACAAUCAUCUCGUGACGGUCUCCUACAUCUUAUUACAACAGAUGAUCACAAAGAAGACGAAUACAGGACGGUAAUACCUAAUAACAAUGUUGCUGAUGAUAAUAAAACCGACGGUACAAAGACAAUUAAAGAAACUGAUACGGUACCGGUUAAUAACAAUACAUGAGCCAUUGGAUACGGUAUUUUAUUUUUAUGUUUUUUUUUUUCGUUUUUAUACACGAGCCUUUCUAUUUAUUGUUUUUUUUAAUCAAGCUUGCAACUAGAAGAUAGUUAUGGUUUUUAUCCACGGUUAAUUAAUAAUUAUCACCUUUAAUACGAACGUGAAAGGCCUGUGUGAAAAAAUUCCUUAUAGUAGCCAAAAGAGUGAGAAAAAUUGUGAUAUGAAAUAUAUAAAAAUAAGUAGGAAAUUUUUUUUUGACAAAAAACUGACAAUAUAAAUUAAAUGUAUAUUUGGUAAGAUUUAGCACGUUAAAAGAUUCGUUAUUCCAUUUCGAAAAUUAAUUUUCUCAAUUAUACAGUAUUAGACCCUUUUUAUGUUUAAAUUAGCACAAAACUAUUAAUAACAAUGAAUAUUUUUUUACUACUGCACCUGCACCUGGAAUAAGGUUUUUUCAAUAUCUAAUUGUUUACAUAUUGUUUUAAUAUUUUAAUUUGUGUAUUAAUUUAUUUAAAAGAAAAUAAAAA